This is a messenger RNA of Striga asiatica, 2371 nucleotides long. The record is from the annotation of a GenBank genome assembly. NCBI's taxonomy places the organism in Eukaryota, Viridiplantae, Streptophyta, Magnoliopsida, Lamiales, Orobanchaceae.
AAAUUUAUUACGGUUUCAUCCAAAAAUUCUCUUUAAUUUCCCUUCCCAACCCCCGAAAAUUGCCAUUGUUUUUCCCUUUUUCUCUGCGUCUUCCCCCCUCAAAUUCAAUGGCUACACUUCUUGUUUUUUAGAUGGUGAUCUGAUUCAACUCACGAUUCGCUAUUUAUUUAUUUAUUUAUUUCAUUUGCAGCUAUAGCAGCUGAGUGUUUCAGCAACUAAACAAAUUUUUUACCCGACUGACACAACUUGACAUGCUGAAUGUUGGGCCCCGGUGUUGGUGGUGCUGGAAUGACCUCUACAAUGGAUGACAUGAACCUGAUCCAGCAGGCCCAAAGGCAUCAUCACCUUGUAGUGAGAGAAAUAGGCGAAGAAAUCGACUUGGAAAUCGGUCCAGGUGAUGACGACCCCUCGUUUGUCCACACCUCACUUCUCGAUGUUCAAACGCACGAACCCUCUGCAAAAGAACACGCCGAAAACAAGCUUCUGAUUGGGUCUCAGCUCCCAGAUGAGGAUCAAGAUUUGUCAAAGACGCAAUCCGUGAAAAGGAAAAAGAAAGUUGUUAAGAGAUGGAGGGAGGAAUGGGCCGAUACUUAUAAAUGGGCCUAUGUGGACAUGAAAGAUGGGACUGCGAGGAUAUUUUGUUCUGUGUGUAGGGAGUAUGGGAGGAAGCAUAGAAGGAACCCGUAUGGGAAUGAAGGUAGUAGGAAUAUGCAGAUGAGUGCUCUUGAGGAGCACAAUAAUAGCUUGCUUCAUAAGGAGGCUCUUCGCCUUCAGCAGGCAUCGAAAGAGAAGAUAAUCGUGGAAAAGCCGAUUUAUGUGAAAGCUCUUAUGUCAAAGACGGCUGGAUCGAUUGUUGAAGCUGCAUUGAGAAGAGAUCCCCAUGAAGCGGAGUUCAUACAGUUUGUUCAAGAAGUGGUUCACUCUCUCGAAAGAACACUCGGUCCAUGCAGAGGUGGUUUGCGUUUUCACCCAUCAAUGAACUUGAGCAUCGCCAAAUUUCUCAGUUUUGAACAGACCUUAAAAAAUGCAUUAUCUCCAUUCAGACUUGGAGGCUCUUCGGGUGGGAGUGAUUUUGAUCCGAGGGGAAAAAGUGAUAAUGAGGUCAUGAGAUUUUGUCAGAGCUUCAUGAAUGAGCUGUACCGAUAUUUAGGUCCUGAUAAGGAUCUGCCUUCAGAGGAGAUGGGUGUUGGAACCCGUGAGAUAGGUUAUCUCUAUGGACAAUAUCGACGACUUACUGGUCAUUCUCAGGGAAGUUUUACAGGGCCUAGAAUAAAUUGGUCUGGCUCUAGUUUACGCACUGAAGCUACUGGAUAUGGAUUGGUGUUCUUUGCUCAACUUAUGCUUGCAGAAAUGAAUAAAGAACUAAAAGGACUAAGAUGUGCUGUUAGUGGUUGUGGAAAGAUAUCAAUGCAUGUCCUAGAGAAGCUAAUCGCAAACCAUGCGGUCCCAAUAACAGUGUCUGAUACAAAGGGGUAUUUGGUGGAUGAGGACGGGUUUGAUUUUGUCAAAAUAUCUUUUCUAAGAGACAUUAAAGCUCAGAAUAGAAGUCUGAGAGACUAUUCAAAAACUUACGCACGCUCUAAAUAUUACGAUGAAUCAAAGCCUUGGAAUGAAAGGUGUGAUGUUGCAUUUGCUUGUGCUUCCCAAAACGAGAUUGAUCAGUCGGAUGCCAUUAAUUUGGUAAAUUCUGGUUGCCGUAUACUAGUAGAAGGUUCAAACAUGCCUUGUACGCCUGAAGCAGUUGAUGUCUUGAGAAAGGCAAAUAUCUUAGUUGCUCCUUCUAUGGCUGCUGGAGUGGGAGGGGUAAUAGCAGGAGAACUUGAAUUAAGAGAGUGUAAUUUGAAUUGGGCACCUGAAGAUUUUGAAUCGAAACUAAUGGAGGCAAUGAAGCAGACAUACCAAAGAGCUCUCAAAACAGCCACUGACUUUGGAUAUCUAAAAGAGAGUCCCGAGGCAUUGGUUCAUGGAGCUGUCAUAUCUGCUUUUCUGACAAUCGCAAGCAGUAUGGCCGAUCAAGGAUGUGCAUAAAACUUCAUUUGCUCAAUAACUUAUGUUAAAUGCAAUGUAAGAUUGUAAAUUAGUGUGUGUUUCUGAUAUUUCUUUUCUUUUCCCAUUUAUUUCACAUAUUUGAUGUAAAUUAGAGUUGAUGUUGGCUUCUCCAUGGUUGAAGCUAUUAUCUCUGAGAUUUCUUGUAGCUUAUGUUUAGUGAGAAAGUGAAGAAUAUUCAUAACAAUGUCUUUGUAGAGUUUGUGAUACAUUUGUUUGCUCUUGUGAUUGGAGGAAUUGAAUAAGAUCCACACACAUUGCCAUAGUUUUAAGCAAAGAGUCUUGUCUUUUGUACUUGUUAUUUCUGUUUUUGAAGGUAUUACUU